CGUGAAACCAGCCGGGACCGGGUCAAGCGGCCCAUGAACGCCUUCAUGGUGUGGUCGCGCGGGCAGCGGCGCAAGAUGGCCCAGGAGAACCCCAAGAUGCACAACUCGGAGAUCAGCAAGCGCCUGGGCGCGGAGUGGAAACUUUUGUCGGAGACGGAGAAGCGGCCGUUCAUCGACGAGGCCAAGCGGCUGCGCGCGCUGCACAUGAAGGAGCACCCGGAUUAUAAAUACCGGCCGCGGCGGAAAACCAAGACGCUGAUGAAGAAGGAUAAGUACACGCUGCCCGGCGGGCUGCUGGCGCCGGGCGCCAACAGCAUGGCCAGCGGCGUCGGGGUGGGCGCCGGCCUGGGCGCGGGCGUCAACCAGCGCAUGGACAGCUACGCGCACAUGAACGGCUGGAGCAACGGCAGCUACAGCGUGAUGCAGGAGCAGCUGGGCUACCCGCAGCACCCGGGCCUCAACGCGCACGGCGCGGCGCAGAUGCAGCCCAUGCACCGCUACGACGUCAGCGCCCUGCAGUACAACUCCAUGACCAGCUCGCAGACCUACAUGAACGGUUCGCCCACCUACAGCAUGUCCUACUCGCAGCAGGCCACCCCCGGCAUGGCCCUGGGCUCCAUGGGCUCGGUGGUCAAGUCCGAGGCCAGCUCCAGCCCCCCCGUGGUUACCUCUUCCUCCCAUUCCAGGGCGCCCUGCCAGGCCGGGGACCUCCGGGACAUGAUCAGCAUGUACCUGCCCGGCGCCGAGGUGCCCGAGCCCGCCGCCCCCAGCAGACUGCACGUGUCCCAGCACUACCAGAGCGGCCCGGUGCCGGGCACGGCCAUUAACGGCACACUGCCUCUCUCGCACAUGUGAGGGCUGGCCGGCGAACCGGAGGGGGCAGACAUUUUCCGAGGAAAAACGAGGGAAAUGGGAGGGGGCGCAGAGGAGGAGAGAGUAAGACACGGCACGGAGAAAAACCCGAGCCGCUCC
This is a messenger RNA of Trichechus manatus latirostris (Florida manatee), 972 nucleotides long. RefSeq names its product SRY-box transcription factor 2 (gene SOX2). The record is from RefSeq and is a predicted model, not a curated record. Bases 34 to 855 code for a protein of 273 amino acids. The transcript is spliced from 2 exons. Gene Ontology annotation, biological process: cell differentiation; anatomical structure morphogenesis; regulation of DNA-templated transcription. Gene Ontology annotation, molecular function: DNA-binding transcription factor activity, RNA polymerase II-specific; RNA polymerase II cis-regulatory region sequence-specific DNA binding. Lineage: Eukaryota; Metazoa; Chordata; Mammalia; Sirenia; Trichechidae.